AUGAGUGAACAUCAUGGUCGCCCAUCUGGAGUGGCGUUUCUCAUGCAGCACAGGCGGAUUAAGGGAGUCCCGGCGCAUGUAGCAGCCAAUACCAAUUACACGGCAAACCAGGUUUAUGAGCAUCGUUCAGAGGAUGACUGUUGGGUCACCUACCGUGGUCGUGUCUACGACAUCACGCAAUAUUUAGACUGGCAUCCUGCUGGAAAAGACAUUCUGCGCCCCUUCUUUGGCUAUGAUAUUACGGAAGCGUGCAAUGUGGCUCACUCCUGGGUGGGUAUACACAAGAUGAUAGAACCCUUGCACAUAGGAAUGCUUCAAGGACCUCCACGUCUUCUGCAAGGCUAUGACUAUGAUGCUCUGAGAACCAGAGAUCUUAGAAGAGGGUCGCCGGCCUAA
Giardia duodenalis is the source of this 396-nucleotide messenger RNA. Its product is annotated as Cytochrome B5, outer mitochondrial membrane. Gene Ontology annotation, molecular function: heme binding. The record is from RefSeq and is a predicted model, not a curated record. The transcript has a single exon. Bases 1 to 396 code for a protein of 131 amino acids. NCBI's taxonomy places the organism in Eukaryota, Fornicata, Diplomonadida, Hexamitidae.